AUGCUGGCGGCCUGGCUCCGGUCUCCAGCCUCCGCUUUUGACCACAGUGUAUCGAGCAAUAUCUUGUAUAAUAAAUAUAUGGGUUUCUCACUGAAAAAGGAGAGGGCAAACAGUAUUUCUAGGCAGAAAAAGGCAAAGACAAGAGUGAGGGAGUGUUCUAUGGCCGGUGAUUCUGAGAAGUCAAGCAGAGGCAGAGACAUCCAAUGUCUUCUUGUGUCUUCGUGCUCCAACAACAAAAGACGAAAGACAGAAACCCCAUCAUCAUCUUCAUCCGAGCAGUCCAUUUUGUGUCUGAAUGAUCUCCGUUUCCCCUUGAUUGAAGAAAUUCUUGGAAGGGUACCCACCUCCAAAUCUGCCUUGUGUCUGCAAAAAUUGGCCCAUGAGUCAUUGGCAACAAUGAGCCCUUUUCUGGUCUUUGCAUCUGUUUCCCCUACAUUUCUAUGCCCUAAAUGGGAGAGUGACUGCUUGAGAACUAUGGCUGGUGAUGAUGAGAAGCAAGGCACUGUCGCAGACCAGUUAUCUCUUCUUGUUUCGUCCUGCUCCAACAAAAGAACAAAAACAGAAACACCAUCAUCUUCAUCUUCAUCAGAAGUGUCCAAUUUCUCUCUGAAUGAUCUCCAAGUCCUCUUGACGGAAGAAAUUCUUCAGAGGCUACCCGCCACCAAAUCUGCCUUUCUGUGCAAAUGUGUCUGCAAGAAUUGGUACUCUCUAAUUUCUACUCCUUAUUUUGUUCGUCGCUUUAUAACCCAACAUGUCAAACAUCAGUACGAGCAAAACCCUUCUGCACUUUUCAUCAAUUAUUGGAAUAGAUUGAAGGGUUAUAUACUAUUCCCAGUAUCUGACGAACCCAUGUUUAAACGUAGUGGAUUUGAUUUAAACUUUCUUCCUGAAAGAAAUGGGUCGGUUAGGGUUUCAGCCAUUUUCAAUGACUUGAUGUUAUGCCGUGUAGAUAAGUUGGAAUCUAAAUUUGGAAGCUCUCGGUGUUAUUAUUAUAUAUGUAAUCCAUUUACAAUGCAAUGGGUUGCGCUCCCCCCAUUUGCAUGUGAUAGCAGAAAAAGGGACACCCGUGCUGGAUUUGUUUGUGAACCUUAUUAUUUUGAAGAUAACCAAGGAGAUUGUACUAUCAAUAGCAAAUAUCGGUUUAGGGUAGUUCAUUUUGCGAGAAGUAAAUCUCAACAAAUUGUUUUGAGGACGUAUCGGCCAGAGACUCGGCAAUGGUAUAGAUCAGUUCUUGAAGGUCCGGAGUAUAGAUGGCAUUCUAAUGUUGUCGCCUACAAUGGAAAGUUGCUUUGGUACAAUGGCAGCCGGAUUUUUGCUUAUGAUCCCUUCAACCCUGAGCUUUCCACUUUUGUUGAUUGUUCAUUUUCCCUUGGUAUCUGUCCUUGCAUCGGUGUGUGUCAGGGCUUUCUGCGGUUAAUGCAAUUUACAGUUUCUGCUGGUCUCCAUAGAAAGGCUUUGGAUAUUUGGGAACUUGAAGAUUAUACUACUCAGAAAUGGAGCUUGAAGCACAAGAUUUAUCUGGAUGCAAUGAUAACUGAACGUCUAUUGAUUAAGCAAAUCAUAGAUGAUGAGAAAAUUGUGCAUGAUGGCAAUGACCUUUUGAAAACGCUGAGUUUCCUCCCAAACGAUAGGGAUGUUGUGUACUUUAGUUUCAAUGCUUUUCUUAUCUCGUAUAACUGUCAGACAAGAGUGGUGAAAGUGGUUGACUCUCUUCCAUUUAAAGGUGGCUUUUUUGGUAUUGAAAUGAAAUUCUGUAUUGAACUCCCAUUGUGGCCAACACCAAUUCCCAAAACUGAUUGA
This is a messenger RNA of Dovyalis caffra, 1800 nucleotides long. The record is from the annotation of a GenBank genome assembly. NCBI's taxonomy places the organism in Eukaryota, Viridiplantae, Streptophyta, Magnoliopsida, Malpighiales, Salicaceae.